Penicillium subrubescens is the source of this 876-nucleotide messenger RNA. RefSeq names its product Platelet-activating factor acetylhydrolase. The transcript has 2 exons. The coding region runs from base 1 to 876 and encodes 291 amino acids. The record is from RefSeq and is a predicted model, not a curated record. NCBI's taxonomy places the organism in Eukaryota, Fungi, Ascomycota, Eurotiomycetes, Eurotiales, Aspergillaceae. Gene Ontology annotation, molecular function: 1-alkyl-2-acetylglycerophosphocholine esterase activity.
AUGAUUCCGGCCAUCCUAUGCUCCGUUCAACUUUUUCUUAUCGGCCUCGGGCAAGCGGCAAUUGUCCCUCUUCCUUCAAGUACCGGACCAUGCGACGUCAUGCUUCUUGCAAGUGAACUAGUCGACCUGUCUCGAGCCGAUCCCUUUGACCCAAAAGGAGGCAAACGUUCUAUCAUGGUCACCGCAUUUACACCUGUUAGUUGUGGACGUCUACUAUCUAUAUCUUACUUUCCGAAUGAAACAGCCAAGUAUGAAGAUGAGAGCUUCCAGCCCUUUGAACUACCCGCGGGGACAUUUGAGUCCUAUCGUAUCCAGACUCAGACACAGCAGCAACCACUGCCUUCCAUAACGUAUUUUGUCGUUGUCUCCGUCGAUUACUCCAAUGAUGCUGACAUCGUGGAAUAUCCCGAUGGCCGCACAAUUCUUGGGAUACUCGGAAACAUCAGUACAGAUGCAGAAUGUAUCACGGCAAGGAACGUUCGUGUUGAAGAUAUGAUGUUUCUCCUGAAUCAAAUACAUGACGAAAAAGUGGUCAGAGACAUAUUCGCUUUGUCACUAGAAAAUUCGAAUCUACUCUCUCUUGAUCGAGUAACUAUCAUGGGACAUUCCCUUGGUGGAGCAACAGCAGCGCAGACAGUACUGCUUGACAAUCGAUUUGUCGGAGGCAUCAAUCUAGAUGGUACACCAUGCGGUUCUGUCGUGGAUAAGGGACUGUCGAGUCCGUUUCUGCUUUUCGCCAACGCAAAUCAUACCCGGGCCACUGACCCUAGCUGGGCGACAUUUUCGUCAAACUUACGAGGAUGGAAACUUCAACUACGACUCGCAAAAUCUAAACAAUAUACUUUUCUGACUAUCCAGUGCUUGUCGAUGCUCUGA